AUGACGAAGCAACAGUUCUAUCAAAACCAGAUAUCUAAUACACAGUCUAAAUUAGGUUUUAGCGAUGCUAGUGGAUCUAAUACUGUUUUCCUUUUUCCAACCAGUAUAGAUCUUAAAGCACAAGGGUCGAAAGAUGCUGACCCAAUAAAUGUUAUUAUACUUAACUCUUUGGGUAUCGCAUUUGCUGCUUUAACAGUGGUGCUAAUUAUCCUAGCUGGUUAUUUUUCUUGCUGUUAUGGUAAUGAAGAGGAAGAGUACGAUCAAGAAGGUGCUCGGGAGCAUCUGAGAUUGCUUAAAAAUGGGAGCGGCGUAAUGGUAAGUAAUUCAUAUCUUACAUCAAGUCAGGUAAAUACACAAGCUCUUACGGAAAUUGAAAAGGUAGAGCUUGCAAAGAUGUCGCCUUUUGAAGUUGAACUUUACCUUCGUGCUAAAGAAUUUUGCCUGAUUAAUCCUCCUAUGGUGAGAGCGUUUGGGACAUAUACGAGCUUAGAAGACAGGCAGGUUAUUAGAGACAGAGGCAUCCAAGCUUACUACAUGCUACCUUCGAUAAAUGAUAACGUUGAUAUUGAAGGAAACUUUUUGCCCAGUUUUAUUGUACAGGAUAAGCUUAAUAUCACAUUUACGAAGUACAAUAUGUCAUCUUCAUCAAUAUUAAAUUUCCCACUACCAAACAAUAAGCGUGACGCGGUAUAUUUUGAGGUAAAAGUAUUUAGGUUUAAAAAUAACCUAAAGUCAAAUUCCAUAUUCAGUGUAGGUUUGGUAACGUGCCCAUACCCUUACUUCUGUAUGCCAGGGCGGUGCCCAUACUCUAUUGCGUACGAAUCCACUGGGAAACUUCGUAUUAAUAAUGCCUUCUACGCAAGUACGCUUCUUCCAAAAUUACAUGAGGGUGAUGUUGUAGGGAUAGGAUAUAGGUACAGAUCCGGCUGUAUCUUCAUUACACAUAACGGUAAAAAAUUGAUGGAUCUUGCGCAAAAUGUAGGAAUCGAAUUAUUUAUAGGCAUUGGAGCAAUGAAUGCUACCUACACAAGGACGUACACCAGAGAGGGAUUGCUAGAGGAUAUAGACAACGUGGGCUUACGAAAUGAUAUAAUGGAAGUGGAAUUGAACCAAAAGGGGGAUAUAACUGAUAUUCUUAACGAACAGUUAUUAUCCGUUCACGAUCCAAAAACAGAGCAAACAGAAUCAGAUGAAAUUGAACUUCAUCUUAACCUAGGAAGUGUGGGAUUUGUAUUUAUCGAAGCUAAUGUAAAAAAGUAUGCCUUUGGCAGUUUAUAUGGUGAAAUUGGUAUCCCACCUGCAUACAACGGAAAAGAGUGCCAAGACAUAGUGCUUCAGAAGGGUGAUGACAUCCCACCUGUAUAUACUGAUGAUGAAAGCAGCUUUUUUGGAAACAUAAAGGUCAACAUGGGAAAUAAAUCAGAUAAUCCUACUUCGAAGUCUGGUCAGCCUGUCGCUUCUCCAGGUAGCAUAAAAGGCCGCUUACAGUGUGAGCGAAGUUUAAAAUCUUUUAACUUAGACAAUCGCCACAAUGAUAGCGUAGCAGAUUUCGACAAGUUGGAACGAACUAGACUGAUGAUGGAUAAAUUCUUAUCAACAUCCCGUCCAAAGUCUGUUAGGCGCAAAAAGAAGACUAACGGCCGCGGCAGAUCGACCUCUCCAGGGAGAUCUCCAGGAAGGUCUCCAGGAAGGUCGCCCGCACGGUCUCCGGCCAGGUCUCCAGGAAGGUCUCCGGCCAGGUCUCCUGCGAGGUCGCCGAGAGGUUCCCACUUAAUAACGUAA
Molecule: messenger RNA, 1782 nt
Organism: Eremothecium sinecaudum
Lineage: Eukaryota; Fungi; Ascomycota; Saccharomycetes; Saccharomycetales; Saccharomycetaceae
Gene: SSH4
Product: Ssh4p
Exons: 1
Coding region: 1-1782 (593 amino acids)
Molecular function (GO): protein binding
Source: RefSeq, a predicted model, not a curated record